UUUGAGCACGUAGCCGGAGUUUGUCGGACGAUAUAUGCUAUCGAUUGGAUGUUUUCCACAGAACUAAAGCGAUGUCAAAGAGACAACACCGACGAUACUCAGUGUCUUCAGUCGAAAGGAAUCCACUCCACAUUUAGAGUGCCUCACAUCAACACAGGAUUAGGAUCAGCGUCUCUCUGUCUCCCAAUUCUCAAUUUAAGGAUGUAUGAAAACGCACCUGCCUUGGUGGCACCGCAGAGGGUCUUGGGCGAUCGUAGGACAACCCAGGAGGAGAUGCUGGGCCAGACCAGGCAGGUGAUCCAGGGGAUGGAGGCCCUGAGACUAGAGCACCACUCUCUCCUGGAGGGCCUACUGGGGAGCCUGCACUGCCUGGAGGUGGAGGGGAGCCAGAACCAUGAGGAGCCCAGCCCUGCCCAGGAGAAGGCCAGGGCCAUCCGCCGCUCACUGGACACCCUAGAGCUUGGGCUGGGCGAAGCGCAGGUCUUGCUGGCCCUGUCGGCCCACCUUAGCAUGGUGGAGGCGGAGAAGCAGAAGCUGCGUGCUCAGGUGAGGCAGCUGUGCCAGGAAAACCAGUGGCUGCGGGACGAGCUGGCGGGGGCACAGUGGAGGCUGCAGGAGAGCGAGCAGAGUGUGGCGCAGCUGGAGGAGGAGAGGAAGCACCUGGAGUUCAUGAGCUGCCUCCGGCGAUAUGACGACGACGGCGAUGACCUUUCGUCCCCCGAAGAGAUGGAUUCCAGCAAGGAGACACUGGAUGACCUCUUCCGCAAUGACGAAGAGGAGAACCAGGGCCAUGGCAUUCAGCAGCACAGUAGCAAUGUGGCGAUGGCUGCCGCCAACCAGGGUGGCUACGAGAUUCCAGGCCGUCUGCGUACGCUCCACAACCUGGUGAUCCAGUACGCCUCGCAGGGCCGCUACGAGGUGGCCGUGCCUCUCUGCAAACAGGCCCUGGAGGACCUGGAGAAGACCUCCGGGCACGAGCACCCAGACGUGGCCACCAUGCUUAACAUUCUGGCCCUGGUCUACAGGGACCAGAAUAAGUGCAAAGAGGCAGCAAACCUUCUCAACGACUCGCUGGCGGUACGGGAGAGGACCCUUGGCAGGGACCACCCGGCGGUGGCCGCUACACUCAACAACCUGGCUGUGCUUUAUGGGAAGAGUGGGAGGUACAAAGACGCCGAGCCACUGUGUAAACGAGCGCUGGAGAUUAGGGAGAAGAUACUGGGUAAGGAGCAUCCUGACGUGGCCAAGCAGCUGAACAACCUGGCCUUGCUGUGCCAGAACCAGGGGAAGUAUGGAGAGGUGGAGCAGCACUACCAACGGGCCCUGGACAUCUACCAGACCAGGCUUAGCCCCGACGACCCCAACAUGGCUAAAGCCAAGAACAAGCUGGCCUCCUGUUACCUAAAGCAGGGGAAGUUUAAACAAGCAGAAGUGCUGUACAAAGAGAUCCUAACCCAUGCCCACGAGAAGGCCAGUGGCUAUACAAAUGGGGAGGUCAAGUCCAUCUGGAUGCAGGCAGAGGAGAGGGAGGAACAGUGUGCUCCUCAGGGCAGACAGAGAGAAGGUCUGUCUAUAGGAGAUCAAGGCAGCUGGGACAGAACUCGCAAAGCGGACAGUGCCACCAUUACCAGCACCCUGAGGAACUUGGGAGCUCUCUACAGGCGACAGGGCAAACUGAAGGCAGCAGAGACAGUGGAGGCGGCAGCCAUUCACACCCCUAAACAAAGCCAGAAGCGGUGUGUUCUAGCUGCUGAGGCCUCCAGGAACAGCACGGCCAUGGAGAACCAAUGCAGCAGUAGUGAGAGCCUGACCUCUGAGGUGAUCACAGUGAAGUACGACAGUGGCCUACACGGGGGAGAGGAGGUCAGCCUCAGUCUGGAAUGGAAUGGGGAUGACCGUGGCUCCCUGAAGAGAAGCAGCUCCUUCAGUAAGCUGCGCGCCUCCAUCCGACGGAGCAGCGAGAAGCUCGUCCGCCGACUGAAGGGGGACAAAAACCCUGGCUAACCAGUCCCAAGUCUGACUAAGCUUCACAGUUCACACCCUUGCCACAACAGAGGGCGGGGCAGUGGGCAUGUAUGGUGCACCAAGGCCCAGGCUUCAAUUUAACAAUGCCUAACCCCUAACCCCCAGGCACUUGUAGAUCUGAAAGCAUUGGAUAGGUAUAAACAAUAUACAACCUAGUGGGGAAAAAAGCAGGGCCAUAUUACUAAAUUCAAUACUUUCUGAAAUACAGUGAUUAUGCACCUAGGCUGUGGUUGUUUCAAACGGAACCCCAUUGUCUUACAUCAGAUAGCGUAACUUUUGUUUGCACUGAUCGGUAGAGGGACUAACAGUCGAAGAAGUAGGAGUGGCGCCACCUGUUGAAAGACAAUGACUGAAUCCUAGCCCUUAGCUACCAUUUGUUGGUACUCUUUUGAUUCCCUUUCAACAUGACUGUACUGAACAAAGCUGUAGAUGGAACGCUUGGCCAUUACCGUCCCAACCCUAAAGCAUUGUGAGACUCUGAUACAGUACCAUCGCCUGAUUCUAUGCCAGCCAUAUUUGCAUCACCUGGGUAUUGGUAAUGUAAUGGUAGCUCAAGCUUGUUUGCUUUUCUAGUCCUUCCCUAUCAUAAAGUACCCAUUGGCAGAAGCUAUAGUAGGGAUGGCUUCAAACUAUUGAGAUGCACCCUUUGAUUAUCUGUCUAUGUGUAGCAAAUGGGAGAACUGUAAAACUCACUCCUUAACCUGAAGUUUCACUCCUUGCGCCAUUGGAAAAUGCCUUUUCAAUAGUGUGACGGGUUUGAACACUUCAGGAGGGAGGUCACGUGUGUUUGCAGGGCAGAGGUCCUGAGUUGGAAGUCUCGAUAUGAGUCGAUCAAGGGGAAGCGGUACUCGCUAAGCAGCAGCGUGACGUCCUUUAUAAAUGUAGUAGACAUGACUUGGCUCAAGCUAUUGACAUUCUCAACCCCUUCAUUUACAUUUAAUUUAAUGUCUUGUUAAUAUGUGAACAUUUCUCUGUAAAAACUGUUGAAAUGAUAGAAACGUUUAAGGGCC
Messenger RNA from Salvelinus namaycush (lake trout), 3035 nucleotides. Its product is annotated as kinesin light chain 1-like. Gene Ontology annotation, cellular component: membrane-bounded organelle; kinesin complex; cytoplasm. Gene Ontology annotation, biological process: axo-dendritic transport. The record is from RefSeq and is a predicted model, not a curated record. NCBI's taxonomy places the organism in Eukaryota, Metazoa, Chordata, Actinopteri, Salmoniformes, Salmonidae. The transcript is spliced from 15 exons. Bases 49 to 2004 code for a protein of 651 amino acids. Gene Ontology annotation, molecular function: kinesin binding.